Molecule: messenger RNA, 333 nt
Organism: Gongylonema pulchrum
Lineage: Eukaryota; Metazoa; Nematoda; Chromadorea; Rhabditida; Gongylonematidae
Source: the annotation of a GenBank genome assembly
UGCUGGAAUUGUCCUCGAACUUUGUCAUACACUAUUGAAAUUAUCGGCCUAUUCGUCAUGCAGUUCAUUUUGCGCUACAAGUAUCGUGUACGUUGGCAGAAAGGUGCUCAGGUUUCCUAUGUUUAUUUCAAUUUCGAUGUAAAACGCAGUAAUCCGGAUGAAACAGCUAAAUUAUCUUAUAUCUUCCAAGGCGAUAAAAGAGUCCAUACACCUGGUACCUCGCGCUAUCAUAUUGGCUGGUUGCAACAUUUUAAUGAAAAUCCAAGAAAAAAUCCUGAUAUUUAUUUCUCGGACAGAACGGGCUCAAAUAGCGUAUGGUAUGAAACAAAUUGA